Molecule: messenger RNA, 1091 nt
Organism: Aspergillus welwitschiae
Lineage: Eukaryota; Fungi; Ascomycota; Eurotiomycetes; Eurotiales; Aspergillaceae
Product: EMI1 family protein
Exons: 1
Coding region: 37-720 (227 amino acids)
Source: RefSeq, a predicted model, not a curated record
CCCCCAUCCUAUCCCCCAUUGAAACCAGUCACUGCCAUGGGUUGGUGGUGGAGCUCCGCCCCUAAAGAGGGCCAGUCUUCUGCGCCUGCUGCCUCCAGUCCUCCUGCCUCACAACCCCCUCCAGAGACCACCUCCGCACCUUCACAACCACCGCAACCCCGGACUCUCACCCGCGAGGAGCAGGCUGACGCAGAAUGGAAGAAGUUGAUCGCCAGUCUGGAGAGCGACAUCAGUGGUCAAAAGCAGCAGCAGCAGCAGCAGACACAAUCCGCUGGUAAUUCCACAUCAUCCGACUCCACAUCAUCACCAUCCUCCACCGAUCCUCAAGCACCUCCCUCGUCCAUUGCUCCCGAAUCCCUCUACGAUGAUACCAUGUCUUGUCGCUCCGCAUUCGACUACGCGUUCUUCUGUCAGUCCUUUGGAGGCCAGUUUGUCAACGUCUACCGCUAUGGUGAGCUGCGGUCUUGCAGCGAACACUGGGACAACUUCUGGAUGUGCAUGAAGACCCGCACGUUACCGGAUCAGCAGCGCCGGAAGGCAAUCCGCGAUCACAACCGGAAGAAGGCCAUCAAGUACAAGACAGGGCCCAGCAGCGAGGACGUGUGGGACGUGCGGACAGAGCCGGUGCAAAAUGCGUUCUCCGGGGAUUUCGCGGCCCUGGAACGGGAAAUGCAGGCAGAGGAAGAAGAAGCAGCGCGGCAGAAAGCUGCUACAGCCUAAAAAAGAAGCCAACCAAUCAUGACCCCAUCCAUUUUUUCUCGUCUUUGUGUCAGAUCUUUCACACAUACCAAGGGAUCUCCCAAUUUUUUUCAUGUUUCGAUACCAUGUAGAUGGAUACCUCUCCCCGAACUCGUGGGGCACGUUGUACAAUAGCAUUAGCAGAAAUCAAUCACCUAUCAUCAUCUGAGCAUAUCAAUUGUCUCAGCCACCAACCUCAGGACAAAGGAAAUCUCCGUCUCCAACACACACAAUAAAGCGACUUGCUUCCGACGGACAAUCCCGAUGUGUCUUUAUUCAUCCUGACUUGUCCUGUUCUGCGCAGCUCCUAUAUAUAGACCUCACAUAGCAACACCCUUGUCAACCAUUAGCAA